CCAAUGCUUUUUGCCACUGUCAGGAAAAGUUGUAUCAAUAGGCCCUUGCAUCAGCGCAAAUUCGAUUCGACUCUUAUUGAAGUACAGGGAAGUUGCUAUGUCUCGGCAUGAGGGUAAGUUUGUUUUCUCUUUUAGAUUUGGAAAUUGUGGCUUCCCUUCUGGAAAGCAGUUUUCCUCUUAAAUUUCUUUAUGUCACUGAUGCCACAGUGUUUCAAGUUGUGUUUAUCUCAGCCACAGUCUCUAAGAGUGGUCGUUUUCUAGAGUUGCAUCCAUAGUUCCGUUACGUUCACUUACACGUUCGAAAGGUGUAAAUGAGCAUGUUUGCUUGGGUUCUUUUCAACGCGCGGCGUCGAAACUGAGAGACCUCUCCUUUUAGUGGCAAAGUAUGGCACACAUUAAAUACAAUAUUCUUUCUUAUACUUCUUUGUAUUCGACGUGAGUAAUAAACUGGUGCAGUCACUUUAUGAUAUUACCUAUACAUUUAAAUAUUUCACUGCGUCCUAGUACAUAAGUUACAUAGCUGUUGCUUUAAGGUUAAUUUUCAUCACCUCAAGACUGCUAUCCUUGUCGUUUUACUGAAAAUUGUACGUUGGGAAUUGUGUGUAAAUGUUCUAUAAAAAAUUAAUUCCUCAGUACAACCACUUUCUGGUCAGCUAAUAAUCAAGAGGAUACAGAGGGACUAAAAUUAAUUUGGUUAGUUUCUCUGUAGCUUUCCUGCCUUUUUUUUAAGAAGAAUGAUGCAUUAGAUUCAAAACUACUGGUUGAAAGGGAAAGUAGUGAGGAAGGCCAAGAGCUUAUUUGUGUAUGACUAAUGGCAGCAAAUUAAUUUUAGCAAAUGACUUUUUUAAGGGACACUGGCAAGGCUGUGUAUGUGUGGUUUUACUUGUUCUAUCAGCUCAGAUUUAUAUGUUCCUUUUUUACUAAGUAUUUAUCACCAAAAUUGUUUCCAAUUGUAUUGUGUAUAUUUCAUAGGCUUCUUUGGUGGCUAGGAAAGGGCAAAUUACCCAACAGUUAUACAAUAUUUAUGGUUAAGAAGUUGCAAAUGAACUUGACUAAAAACUUGUUUAAUUAUCAGUAUGAAUUGCUCACUAGCUGAUUCAAAAAUAAGAUUUUUUUCACUGUCGAGAUGUGGGUUGAAAUCAGUAUCCUAAGUACUACUGCUAUUCUAGGUUAAAAACAAAGCAAUUUUGUCUGUAUGUCAUAUACCACAAGAGAAAGAAACUGGUCAUGCAUUUCAUAACAAUGGAUUCUGUGACAGAAAAAUAUACAAAUAUCUGGGAUAAUGUUAUAAUUAUGGUAUUGUAUUUACCAGGUAAGGCAGAGAGAUUUCUUAUGACUCCUUUUCUAACUCAUGAUUAGAAUUUAGAACCUAGCUACGUUGUAAGGGUUAAACAAGUGAAAUUUCCAUGGUAAUGUUCUGAUUAUCAAAAUGUGGGUAUUAGUUAAAUACCUAGAGAAGAUUGUUUUAGUUGUCAAAUGGUGUAAUGUCCUUUUAUGCUAUAUUCUGUGGUUAGCUCUCUGCUUUAUUUCAGAAUUUAUGUUCUUUCAUUUUGUGAGUAUUGUUUUCUCCAUGACAGACCUGUGACCUGCACCCUACUGCACACAUUCACUUAAUCUUUGAGCUAUUAUAAUUUAGAUCUGUGCAAUGAUCUAAGGAGAAAUUAAGAAUUGAAAAUUUGGUCCAACAGUUGACAGUAUACAAUUUUGAAUCACCAGUGCUGCAAAAAAUGUGUUAGCCAUUUUGAAGGAAUAAGAAAAAAACUAUCACCAAGAGUCAAUUUCUCGACCUUUUUGCUUGCAGAGGGAAGGGCGAUCCAUUGGGCCAAGUAAGCAAAUGUAAUUUUUAGACAAUGUGCUUUAUGUGGACCAAGAGGUUCAAAAUAGGAAUUCAACUCAUUGGCCUUGGUCUUUCACCCUUCAUAAUUCAUUUUCCAAGUUCAGAGACCCACAGCCACUUUGACUUUCACAAUUGUUUGCAUGUGGGUACUUUUCUAAGAGUCAAGCUCAAUUUCAUCAGGGAAGUGGUAGUUUUGAUUUUAGUUGCACAAUCGUUCCCUGUAUCACAGCAUUCAAUGACCCUUUUACUUAGAGCUAUGCCUAGAUUGGGUAGCUUUUUUUCCAGUCGGUAAAAUGUCAUGAAUGUACAACUGGUUUUAUGAAUCACAUCACCCUUGAUUGCUUCUGCCAACAUCACCUUUAGCUCUGCAAAAUGAACCCUCUAUGGGUUUGCCUUGUAUCGAAGGAACCUUUUUAACUAAAAGUGGUGCUUAAGAAAGUCCACUUAUCAAGAAAUGAGCCUUGUUAGAGAAUAUUUGAGCCUCAUAAGGGGAUAAUGGAGAUCCAGUGUAAAAACAAAAGGCAUUUUAGAGUAGUGUACCCAUUGAGUGCCUAUUUUUGUUUAUCUAUAUUUAGGAUUUUAGACAAAUUAAAGGUACAAUUCAUUGAAGGGAAAACUAAUAAGUGCUCUCCUCAAUUAAGUACCCUCCUUCAUGUUAGCACCCCUUUUUAGCCAAAAUGUUAAAUAAGGACCUGGGGUUUAUUGGAGGAAACAUGGUAGUUACUGUAAUUAUUUGAUUUAGUGCCUGGGGGGCUUAGUUAUGUAUGCUACAUCUAGGAAGGGCACCUUAAAGGGGUACAGGGUGCUUUUUCUUUUUUGCGAAAAUAGCAGGUUGUACAAAACAAAUCCUUGAUAUUUAUUUAAAAAGGAACAAUAUCAGAAACCAUAAAAAUAACAAAUGUACAAUGAAUAUUUGCAAAAAAAAUGGAAGGGAAUAUACUCUAGUAUUUCUUUCACUUGAAAAAGAUUUGGGGCACAUUAUAAAAAUACAGAUGCUUGAGUGUCUUGAGGGAGUGCUUAUUGGAACAAGGGUGCUUGAAAUGGAAAUCAAAUCAUUGUAGGAGAUAUUGGCCCAAGUUUCAAUUUUUGCUUUCUUAAGCAUUUUUGGCAGUGUCACCAAAUGAUAAGAGAACGUUUUCAAAACACCCUGAAAAGGUUCUGUGGAAGAGGUUCUUGUAGAAUUUUCCUAAUCAAUUCAGAAGCCUAACACAUUUUCAUUGAUUUGUUGAAGGAAUGAUCAUUGACCGUGUUAUUGUUUAAUACUGUAUGUAUUUUCAGCAAUGUAUUGGCAAAGAAUUUAACUUAUGUAAAGAGUUAAUAAGUUUAAACUACCUAGUUUGUUUCAUGAAUUUGGGUUUGGACAAUUUUAGGUGACUAUGUCAAUUCUAACAUGGCAUCCAAUUUUAGAUGACUAUGUAACAGCAAAUGUUAUAGUGUUGUCUUUUUCCAGUGAUAACAGUUAUGUAGUCUUUAGUCAAUAAUGAAUGGCUUUUUAAAACUUUCUCAAAGGUUGCUCUUUAUCUUAAAUCUUUUCAUAAAGACUUUUUGAGCUGUGGAAUCAUCUAGUCAUGAAAUAAUUUGUUUGUUCUUCUUUGAGUUCAUGUUGGUUCAAUUUUUGUCAUUGUGGUGAUUACAUGUAAGUACUUAUCUCUCCCCUCUCAGUUUGGUUAUCAUGUUUUCCUGUGUCAUUAUAGGCAUUUUCCAUUUCUAUAUAUUGAAAGUUAUCAAUAUUCUUUUAGUCUAUCACUGAUCACCAUCACUCUUCAAAAUGUUGAUGUUCUUUGAAAAACAUCUGCCAUGAGUUAACAAGAUAACUAAGGCAGUGAUGGAUCUAGUCACUGUGGCUGCUAUAUUAAACAUAUAGUUACAAUCUAUUAAAGCAGAAUCCUUGAAUUCUGCCAUUAGCAUAGUAAAUUGGGUUGUAGGCUUCCACAUGAACCCAGAUGGUGUCUAAACCUGAAUGAGACAAAAUUUUAGAUUGGGACAGUUGAUAUUUUUAAGGAAAGGAUUGGUAUUUUGUACACUAAUUAUUAACUGGAAAUGGUGAAUUUUGCCUUGCCACACAUUAAUUUCAAAAUUUCUGGAAUAAGCAUACCCCAGAACCCUUAGUCUAAACUACUUGACAGUACAGCUUUAAUGCCUUAAUUUCCUUUUGUUUCUCGCAUUAUUUGUCUACCAUGAAGAAAUGUACUAAUUUCUCUUUUAUUCUAUUUAACAGGUGUCAGUUGUGACUCGUGCAACAUAGGAAAUUUCCGUGGGAGGCGAUUCAAGUGUUUAAUUUGCUAUGAUUAUGACCUUUGUGCAACAUGUUAUGAAAAUGGAGCAACAACUACAAGGCACACAGCAGAUCAUCCAAUGCAAUGUAUUCUUACUAGAACAGAUUUUGGUAAGGAUGCUGCCAGAACUUUGAUUGUAUACAUUACACUGAUUCGGGAUUUUUUACCCUUUGGGUUUAACAGAGUGAAAUUACUUUGUAUUUCAACGGUGAUUUUACCCAAAUUUGUCUGCUGACUUCUUUAGUUUGGCAUGACCCACAUUUUUGGUCAGCCACUUUAUCUCCAGUUGUUCAACCACUCUUCUUGCUUAAUAUAAACAGUUUUCCAAAGAAUUUUUAGAAUCUCAAAUGAGCUCUAGAAUUUCAGAAAGUGCAUCAGUGAACUUUGUGUGUUCCUUGUAUAUGUACAUACACAUUUAAGUGAUGCAAGUAUACCUUUCAAGCAUAUUCUCACAGAUUAGGUAAUUAUCUACUUGGACCUUAAUAUUUGUUUGUAACUUAAGAUUAAGAAAUGUUUUCCAUGUGGGAAGCAAAUUAAACUUGUUUUCUUGAUGAACAGAACUCUAUUAUGGAGGUGAAGCAUUUACUGCAGACCAGCCACAGUCUUUUACUUGCCCUUAUUGUGGUAAAAUGGGUUUUACAGAGUCUGCCUUACAGGAACACGUAGCAUCAGAACAUAGUGAUGCCUCCAUUGAGGUGGUAAGUAUUUGGCACAUAAAGUAUUUCUGGAAUACUUAUUAAUUUUUUUAGUAGUUACACAGAAGAUUGAGGCACACGAGAAAACCAUAAUCUAAUCACUAGUGGUCCUUGCAGUGUAGUUAUUUUGUAUCCCACUGUCUUUCCAUUAAAACCAUAACAUUCAAGACCUAUUUCUGGUUGUAAUGGUUUCUCAAGUUUGACAGUAAAUAGGAAAAGUAUUGAAGAGGUGCUUAAAUAGGGAUUAAUUCUUGUGUUUUCAAAUUAAACAUUUACUCAUAAUUAUUAGUGGAAUUUGUUCAACUCUAAACCUUAGUAAUGAAUUGUAGGGUGUGCUGAAAUUAGAAAGGUAACAGUAGUUGUUGUUUGCUUACAUUGCCCCUUGUAAGUGUACAGUGUAUCAAAGAUAACUUGAACCUUCUAGGAAAAUUUGGAAGGCUUCUUGUGUUUGUAGAUGUUGAGGUAGGAGACUGUAAACAAAUGAACAGAAGUAAAGGAAAAUAUAGAGCUAACUCACAUGUUUCAUGUUUCAUGCGAUGUCAAAGAAAUGGCUGCUUCAAAUUAAAUUAAAUUUGAACUUCAGUACAUUUUUGUGCUGACUACAGCUUUAUAUGUAAUCACAUUCAGACAGAAACGGUUCAAGUUAUUUAGGGCAAACUUAUAUGGGUAAUUCAGAAUCGGUUCAAAUAAGUAAUUACAGUUGUAAGAAAGAAAUCUACCUGAAAUAGAUUUUCCAGUGAGUGCAAGGUUGGAGUUAAUAAGUAUUGAAGAGCACUGUUUUGCCACAUUUCCUUUAAAGGCUGUUCUUUUUUUAAGGUUUUCCUAUUGGUGUGUAUUUCUUUUACAGGAAAAAAGUAAACACCAUUUUGUUGCAAAGGAAAGGGAAAUCUUAUUUAUGCAGAGAAUUGUGUUUUAAUGAGUGUUGUGUUUGAUGUAGGUAUGUCCUGUGUGUGCUGCCCUACCAGGUGGAGACCCAAAUCAUGUGACCGAUGACUUUGCUGCGCAUUUGACACUGGAGCACAGGGCACCUAGUAGGCCUGAUAUUCUAAUAUCCUUUUAAUUUGUGUCUGCUAUAUGUUUGAUAGUACGUUCAAACAAUUUUGGGUUUCUUUCUCAAGGAAUAUAAGAAUGGUUUUGGGGAAUUUUUGUUCCUUGGUGAAAACUACAAGAUGACGAACUGCGCCUUGAAUGAUCUUUAGGUGGUCUGUUGUCGUUUCGUUGGAGAUGUUGGUGGGAAGGAAUUGCUCAAUUUAUUUAGACCCACCACUCGUUGUAAUGUUUAUUUUGCUGAGUAAAAUGGCUGUUUCAUUUUGAACAGUUAGAUAAUAUGUAUCACCUGUGUGUUCUUUAACUGACUUACUACGACGAGCCCCCACCUGUCCGGCACGUCAGACGUUUAUUUCACCCAGCGGUGAGUGGUAGUCGACCGAGACCCCCAAGGCCGCGAGCAGCCAACAUGCACUUUGGAGGAUCAGGGAACAGUGCGCUUGCUUCGUCCUCGUCGUCCUCUUCCACCUCUGCCCGUGAAAGCAUGGACCCUAUAGCUGAGCUUUUGUCUCAGCUGUCGGGCGUUCGACGUGCUGCCCAACAGCCUCAGCCUCCCAUGCAGUCCCAGCUUCAGUUGCUACAACAGCAGUUACAAUUGGAGAGGCAGCAAGUGCAGCAGACCAGAGAGCGGCUGGAGAGACUUCCCGCUCGGCGUCAAAUGGCGGCAGCUGCUGCUGCUGCAGCUGCAGCUGGUAGUAGUGUCACGGCUACGUCAACGGUUAGUGCUCAAGAAAGCAGUAGUUCGGCGUCUUCGUCAUUUCUUCUCUCUAGGUAAGAGCAUGGAACACAUUUGUUUGUCUGUGAACUUGUUUGUAUUCUGUUUAGUUUCAAUCUCAAGUUAGUUUAUGUUGAACACGUUUCUUCAGUUCUCCCCUCACUGGCGGUCUUCCCUUUUUUCGUCCAAACAGUUUCUAUUCGUGUAGCAUUUUAAAACUUCUAAAAUGCAAUGGCAUUUGAGGAACUUCAGCUAAAAUUUUGGAAGCGUAGCUUUUGGUUUGCAUUGAUCAACUAAAGACAGCAGCGUGAAAGUCGGUGUUAGUGCCCGAAGAUUCAGUUCACCCCAGCCAUCAAUGUUGACACUCUCGAUGUUAUCAAUUCUGAAGGUCAAGAAAUGCUACCUUCAAGACAAAUUUUUAAAGCUGUACGUUUAAUCUGCUUUCGCGAAAUGUCAUAACCUUUCUCUCUAAUCAGCUGGUACAUUAAUUCAAUUACUAGAAUUCACCCACCGAUGUCUUCUCUGGGAAACGAUAUGGGCUUGCCUAACUUUGAUUCUGCCGUUAGGCGACUUCUCAGGGCCAUUGUGUCCUAAAUCAACCUAGAAACUAGCUAAUUUCGUCCGAAGCGUUUGAUACCAGAGCUGUUUCAACAUAUCUCAUUGUAUGCUAAACAAGCAAUUUUUUGAGAAAGAACGAGACGAAGCAUAGGUACGAGUAGGUAAACGUCCAUUGAACUCUCUAGCGAAAUGGGUUGUGCAAACCCCUUAACAUAGAAAUGCAAGUUUCAAGUUUUUCAAGUUUCAAGUUUAUUAAGUUUGCAAUGCACAGCAGAAUGCCGGGAAAGAACCGUUGACUCUUUCACGCAUGCACACAAUACUGUGGAGAACAAAUCUGGGAAACCGUUAGUUCUCUCUGACUUUGAAUUAUUAAGCAUCAAAUCUUUAAUUGGUACUUUUCAGAGCUAACGAACCGGCGCUGUCAGAAUCUGAACAGGAAGCCUUGGAACGCGAGCGUGCAGAUCGAAGCCUGUUUGUACAAGAUCUUAUUUUGUCGACGCUCGGAUCAGCAGCAUUUAGACGCAGGGCUCGAUCGAGGGUUUCGGUCGCCGACGCAUCAAAUGAAUUCGCAAGAAUAACCUUACAGGAUAGUGAGAGGAUUCAAGCGAUUGGAAAUGAAACGCGAUCUGAGUCCCAGGACUUAAAUGUUGUAGAACAAGACAUUACUGUACAAGAUAUGGAGCUUAUAUCACUGGAAACAGAUGAAGACGAAGACAAAGAUUCCUAGCGGAGGAAUCUUUACUUCGAAUUGAAUUUUAUCCUCUGAGUAGGUGCUGAAUUCAUUCAGUGAAAAUAAUUGGCGUUUUGGCGGCCUCACAGUCCGUGAGAACCCGCUAAUCCUUCACAAAGAAGACAACGAAGCGCAUCGGAAGAAUAAACAGCAAUCUUUAUCUGUACAGACGCCCAUGGGGUAUGUUGGUAGAGUAUCAACUUACCCCUGACCAAAUGCUAAUCUCAGAAAGAGUAGCUAUGACUGCGUUCAUUUUACAGUUGAGGAGAUACGUAGAUAGGGUUG
Pocillopora meandrina is the source of this 8143-nucleotide messenger RNA. The record is from the annotation of a GenBank genome assembly. NCBI's taxonomy places the organism in Eukaryota, Metazoa, Cnidaria, Anthozoa, Scleractinia, Pocilloporidae.